ACCUGAACAUAUGGGGCUCAUGGUCAGUGUGCUACAGGCUCUUAUAAAAGCCAAUGUCCCGCACAGCUGAAGCUCAGGGACGUGAAUCACAGCCCGGACAUAGCCAUGUUGUUGCUCAUCAGUUGUUUUGCACUUGUUGCCUCUGCACUGGGAUGCGGAAGGCCUUCAAUCCCCCCCAAAGUCAGCGGAUACAACAAGAUUGUAAAUGGAGAGACUGCUGUCCCUGGGUCCUGGCCUUGGCAGGUCUCACUUCAGGAUGGUAGGGGAUUCCACUUCUGUGGCGGAUCCCUCAUUAACCAGAAUUGGGUGGUUACUGCUGCUCACUGCCGUGUAUCUCCCAGAAGUCACCGUGUGAUCCUGGGCGAGCACGAUCGUCAAUCCAACAUGGAGAAAAUUCAGGUCAAGACCAUCUCUAGGGCCAUCUCGCAUCCCUACUACAAUUCCCAGAACUUCAACAAUGACAUCACCCUUCUGAAGCUGUCCUCCCCAGUACAGACAAGCAGCACCGUGGCUCCAGUGUGCCUGGCCAGCUCCAGCACCAACAUCCCUUAUGGAACCAAGUGUGUCACCACUGGAUGGGGCAGGACCGGCCAAACCUCGAGCCCUCGUUACCUCCAGCAGACUUCCUUGCCUCUGCUCACCCCAACUCAGUGCAAGCAGUACUGGGGUUACAACAGAAUCAGUGAUGCUAUGAUCUGUGCUGGUGCUUCUGGAGUCUCCUCCUGCCAGGGUGACUCCGGUGGCCCCCUGGUGUGCCAGACUAGUGGCGCUUGGUCCCUUGUGGGUAUUGUGUCCUGGGGUACCUCCAACUGCAACGUGCGCACUCCUGCUGUGUACGCCCGUGUGUCCUACCUGCGCAGCUGGAUCGACAAAACCAUUGCCUCAAAUUAAACUGCAAACCAUCUCUGCAAACUAGUGCCAACGCAUCUCCAUUAAUUUCUUAAAUCCUCCUUGUCUUAAAGAUGUAGCUAUUGUAUUUUAUCGGGCAGUAAUGGUAGUCACUCAUCACUAACGUCGAAAUUGUGCAUUUGCAAAUUGUUGCACAUAAAUGACAUUUUCAAGUUUCA
Molecule: messenger RNA, 1067 nt
Organism: Entelurus aequoreus (snake pipefish)
Lineage: Eukaryota; Metazoa; Chordata; Actinopteri; Syngnathiformes; Syngnathidae
Product: chymotrypsin-like protease CTRL-1
Exons: 7
Coding region: 106-891 (261 amino acids)
Biological process (GO): proteolysis
Molecular function (GO): serine-type endopeptidase activity
Source: RefSeq, a predicted model, not a curated record